CACUCUCGGUCACAACUACAAACAUCUCUUGGUUCCACUAGGUUGAUCAACUCAUUGCGUUGGCGCGGCGUCCGCAUUCCUCGUCUUCCUCAUCCAGCUCGAUCUCACGGGGAUGGACUCGUCUAAUAUUGUUUAAAAUCUAUCACAGUUCUGUUGGAUAAGGCAGCAAUGGGAAGGUGCCAAUGCUGUACUGGUCUCACUAUCAACAACCUCAUUGAUCUUGUUCCAAUUGAACUUGCCGGCCACGAUUUCCCACAGAAGGAUUUUUAUCAGCACCAUGAUUCCAUUGAAGACCUCGAAAACUCGGCCAACGAAGGAUGUGACUUUUGUGGGUUCAUUUUGGAAUGCUUAAAGGGAUUUCGGGACACUGACCGCUGGAUUGCGGACGAGUGGGAGGGUGCGGGUCUUCAAGUCGAAGACUCAUUGUAUACUGCUGCAAAGAAGUUGCCGUUCUCACACAUCAAGUUCUGCAUCACAUCUGCAGAGCUAAAGAUCGACAGCACUCUGGCAGAUGUUCGCGCAUAUGAUCGCCUUCUAGUCCAAGUUGGUCCAAUCAAAGAUUAUGGUAAUGAUUACGAUCUUGAAGUCGAUGAUCAACCCGAGUUCCCGUUAAUUUGGCUGAGGCUGAGCAUUCCGAGAGAUAGGCCUCUGUUCUCGGGACAUUUGCGAAUAGGCCGUUAUCAGUUGGACGAGCAGCUAGAAUCUGACAGCAACAUGACCAUCGCAACUACAUGGCUACAUGAAUGUGAGAUCAUGCACUCGGGCUGCCUUUCCGGCACUCUUCCAGAGCUUCCGACCCGUGUUAUUGAUGUUGGAAUAGAUGACUUGGAGAUUCUCCGCAUCGUUCAACCUAAUAAACUGAGGGCCAAGUAUGUUGCUCUGAGCCACUGUUGGGGAGGAUGCAUCACGCCCGUGCUGUCAAGCAAGAUGAUGGAAACGUUCCAAGAAACGCUGCCGUUCAGUGAUCUUCCACGUAAUUUCCGAGAUGCGGUUACCAUUGUCAGACGACUGGGAAUUCAGUAUCUGUGGAUCGAUUGCCUUUGCAUCGUACAAGACUCGAAGAAGGAUUGGGAGCAAGAGUCCAAGAAGAUGGGUUCUAUAUAUCGAGACUCGACAGUCACGAUAUCGGCACUAACCUCAAAAGGCAGUACGCAUGGGAUCCUAACGAGGGAGUCUCCAACACAGGCCCCGUCACCCCGACCAGUCCGCAUAAAGAUGUCCAUUGAUAAUGCCCAGGAAACAGUCCAGGUUGAGCGCGAAGGCUUUGACGACGAAAACUUGCAUUCGCUAGACGCAUUUUCCAUUCUCUCUUCUCGUGGCUGGUGCUUGCAAGAAUCGAUCCUUCCGCCACGACAGCUCUACUACGGCAAACGACAGAUCUACUGGCGCUGUCCCGCCGGUUAUCGUAGCGCUGACGGAGCAACAUCAGGCAUGCAGGUACCGGAAAAUCGGUUUGAGCAUCUGUCAAGUGUUAUCUUUCAUGAUAUAUCAUCUCCAACUGCAAAGACCUCAUAUCCCGACCUCAGGUGUCUUCUUGAAGACUAUUACGGGCUAGUCGAACAGUAUUCUCAUCGACAACUCAGCUUUGGCUCUGACAAGUUUCCCGCGUUCUCGGGUAUUGUGCAACGCUUGCACGGUGUGUUGGGUGGGAAAUACCUAGCCGGAAUAUGGAGCUCGGAUCUGGCAUUGGGUCUGUUGUGGCGUUCUGAGAUGAGUACUUGCGAGCAUGUGCAACCCUAUCGUGCGCCAUCAUGGUCAUGGGCGGUUACGGACGAGCGGGUGCAGUUCGACAACAAAGACGGCCUAAAAGAUACAUCAGCGACUAUCGAGCUCAUCGACGAUAAGAUCGUGUUAGGCGACGAAAGCAAUCCUUACGGCCAGGUCACAUCGGCUUCCAUCACUGUACGAGGUUUCACGAUGUCUCUGAAACGUAGUCGACAAUACGUAGACAAACGACUCUCCUCUUACUAUAGUGGUUAUGGAUACUGGGACGAGGCUUCAAGCGUUGAUGAAGAUUUGUACCCAGAGACACGCGGGCAAACGCUCACGAGUCUACUUUUGGCCAGCGAUCAGGACAAUGUGUACAUCUUGUCGAUUACAGUACGUGGCUGGGGGGAGGAUGUAGAUGCUGAUCUGGAGAUCGAUUUCACUGCUAUCCAAGAGACAUGUCUUGCAUUGUUAGUACAUGUGGAUGAGAAAAAUGACGGCCAGGGACGUACAUCUUCGCCCUUGCAGGGUCUUAUCCUUAAGCCGGUCAUCGAAGAUUCAACAGAUAUGGUCGCUACAUUUGAAAGAAUGGGAAUGUUUUAUUUCGAUCCAAUGCAACUGUCGCGGCUAGAAGCUUGGGAGCGCAAAACCGUAAGGUUGGUGUAGAUAGUUUGAAAAUGAUCGGCCUAGACCUUGUACCAUGGAACCUUGUCUUGUAUGAGGCCAUGCCGACGGCUUAAGUUAUUAUCACGCUUGCAAGCUCAUUGUAAAGCUCAGACAAUGC
Dothidotthia symphoricarpi CBS 119687 is the source of this 2491-nucleotide messenger RNA. Its product is annotated as HET-domain-containing protein. Bases 169 to 2373 code for a protein of 734 amino acids. The transcript is spliced from 2 exons. Lineage: Eukaryota; Fungi; Ascomycota; Dothideomycetes; Pleosporales; Dothidotthiaceae. The record is from RefSeq and is a predicted model, not a curated record.